AUGGCCAAACAGGUAGUAGCUAUGCCCAACAAAGAAGUCUUCGACGCAGAAGCAGAAGCAGCUCUUACCAGAUUGAAAGCUACAAUGCACUCAACAGCCCAACAUGCACCAAAUCUUUGGAUAUGCCUUGAUAACCUCGAGGUCACUAUCCAACUCCUCUCCUCACCCACAGGCUCCUCCCAAACUGUCUUCAAGUCAUUCAAUACACUCGCCGCUACCUGGCCAUCAAGAAGGAGACUCCUCCAAAUUGAGGGCGGGGCAGUCCGAAUCCGCUGGGUGCCUGGACAUGCGAAUAUCCCUAGAAAUAAAGCAGCAGACUGCGCCACUAAAGAGGGCACAGAGAAAACCAUCCCUACCUCUCAUCCAUGGUCAUAUGCAGCACUUAAGCGACAUACCAGAUCACAAGCCGCCUCAAGAGCACAGACGUAUUGA
Messenger RNA from Talaromyces stipitatus ATCC 10500, 432 nucleotides. RefSeq lists its product as uncharacterized. The transcript has 2 exons. The record is from RefSeq and is a predicted model, not a curated record. Bases 1 to 432 code for a protein of 143 amino acids. Gene Ontology annotation, molecular function: nucleic acid binding. Lineage: Eukaryota; Fungi; Ascomycota; Eurotiomycetes; Eurotiales; Trichocomaceae.